AUGGCGAACCCUAACGCCUUUAUUUUUGUGGACACCAAUACCAGGUACACAUUGAAGGUUCCGUCUGCAACACCCCAGUGUCAGUAUCCAUCGGAGUGGUUUGAGGCUCAUCCAAAUGAGAAACCUAAUGUUCAGUACACUGCGAACACCCUGACUGAUGAUGAGGUUCUCGGUGUAGUCAAGUGGAGCAUCAUGCAGGGAGGACCGAUCAAUAUCAAUCUGGUAAAGAGGUACAUCCACAUUUACUUCAGAGACGUCACGGCUGUAUUGCCCGACCGAUGGGAGUCAUACGGUAGAGUGAUAGGAGAAGCCAACAGCAAUGUGAAUCCAUGGUCACUGAUUACUGUAACUCCAGUAGCAGGGAUGCUCCCAGGAGUCGAGGCAAAACCACUGUCCAUGGAGGAUAGACACUGGGUUGCGUUAUAUUGUUUGUGCUCUGCUCGGUUAGCCAGAAUAACCAUCCAACAGUAUGCGGACCGUGUAAGGGACAAGAUCCACGAACAGAUUAAGCUCCUCACCAAUAGACUCCCAGUCUUCCCGGCCAAGGACAAUUACGAACCAUGGGCUGCAGACCCAGAUUACAUGAAAUUGAUAGCAGCCGUGGACAUGUUCAUGUAUAGGUUUCCAACACAUCCCUUGGCAUAUGUUCGGGUAUGCACACUCGGGAGUCGUCAUAAGGACUGUGCCGGUCUUCUAUCAAUAGGCUAUUUCGCACACACCGUCAGUCUGGAGAAUGACUCUGAUUUCCUCGACUGCAUGUGGUCGAAAAAGAUGGCCACAGAAUGCAUCAACAUGAUGCAUGAGACGGACCACAUGAUGCAGGAAUACUCCUAUUUUCCCUACCAAUCAAACCUGGGUCUCAUCAGAUAG
This is a messenger RNA of Copidosoma floridanum, 870 nucleotides long. RefSeq lists its product as uncharacterized. NCBI's taxonomy places the organism in Eukaryota, Metazoa, Arthropoda, Insecta, Hymenoptera, Encyrtidae. The record is from RefSeq and is a predicted model, not a curated record.